Molecule: messenger RNA, 12205 nt
Organism: Porites lobata
Lineage: Eukaryota; Metazoa; Cnidaria; Anthozoa; Scleractinia; Poritidae
Source: the annotation of a GenBank genome assembly
AUGGCAGAGUUAGCUUCAGAAGUAAAACACGAGCUAAUCUUUCUCUUGGUGGUUAAUAUUUCUGUGUCCUUUACUGCAUUUCUGGGGAACUCUCUGAUCCUAGUGGCUCUGCAGAAAGAAUCUUCACUUCAUCCACCGUCCAAACUCCUGUAUCGUAACCUAGCGAUAACUGAUCUCUGUGUCGGAGUGAUUGCAGAACCUGUUUAUGUUGCCUAUUUUAUUUCCGUGCUAAGCGAUAAAUGGAAUAUUUGCUUUUACGCGGAUGUAUUAACUUUUUUCACGUGCUAUGUUUUUAGUGCCGUGUCAUUAUUUACAUUGGCUGUAAUAAGCGUUGACAGACUUCUCGCACUGUUACUGGGGCUGAGAUACAGACAAGUUGUAACUUUGAAAAGAACACUGGUGACCCUAAUUGUUGGUUGGAUUUUGUCCAUUGUGGUUUUAUUGACCUACCUUUGGGAUCCUAUUGUGACGUCAUGGUGCGUCAAGGUAGCCUUAUCUGUUUGUCUCGUCACCUCAUUUGUUUGUUACGUCAAGAUUUUCUUGAUUCUGCGUCAUAACCAAAUCCAAGUGCUGGACCACUUUCCUCAAAGACAACAGAACCAACAGGUUCCACUUAACAUAGCGCGAUACAGGAAGGCAGUGUCUGCUGCAUUGUGGGUGCAGAUGACAUUAGUUGUUUCUUACCUGCCGUUUCUUAUAACCGAAGCUUUGAAACAUCAGCGAGGGAUACCACUAUCGCUUUACCAUGCAAGGGAAUUUACCGGUACCUUAGUUCUUCUAAACUCCUCUUUAAACCCGUUACUGUACUGUUGGAAGAUUAGAGAAGUAAGGCAAGCCGUAAAGGAUACCAUGAGAGAACUUUUAUGUUCAUCGCCAAAUUAGAUUGUUAUAUAGCUGGAGAAUUUUUUCCAACAGCGCGUUCUCUCAUUGGUUACUUCCACGUCCCAUGAAAUCUAUAACGAGGAAACUGUUUCACGCCAAAAUCCCUGAGCUGGCAACAUUGCAAAUCUACGACGUCAGAGGGUAACAGUGCACUGUUCCCUGCGACUAGGGACUUUACGCAGUGACGACGGGAAUUAAGCUUAGACGGCGGCGUUCGCUUUGAAAUUACGUCACGAGCAUGCACCACAGUGAAGGUAUUCAUGUGUAAAAGCUAUUGUGCUCCAGUCCACGACUUCAGUUCGCCUGUUUUGAAGUCGACUUGUCGACGUGAGUCGACAUGAGUUGUAUUGCUUAGAAAAUAUUUUUCUUCGCUACAUUUAUCGGUCCAUCUCCAGGUCAUUCAUCUUAGUUUCCAACCUGAUGAUUUCUUGAGAAAUCGAAGCGCGCAUCUUGAAACGAACACGAGGUCAUCAAAAUUGUAAUUUUGUAAUUUGUUUACCCACGGGUCACUAAGGAGUUCAUAAGAACUCGUUGAAACGUGUCCGUGCGUUCCAGAUCGAAUUGGAAUUUGAAAGUGUUGGUUUUUAAGGAGAGGGGAAAACCGGAGUACCCGGAGAAAAACCAACAACAAACUCAACCCACAAAUGGCGUCGACGCCAGGAUUCUAACCCGGGCCACAUUGGUGGGAGGCGAGCGCUCUCACCACUGCGUCACCCUUGCUCCCCUAUCAACGUAAGAUAAACUAUUUUACAUCCAGAAAACAGACGUGGCUUUGUUUCCACUAGUUUCCAUUGAUUUAAGAAUGAAAGUGUUAACAAAUAUUUGUGAGCAGUCGCAUAUUCGGCGGUUCUUUAAUAUGAGGCUAAACGGACGAGAAUUCUGGCUUGAUUUGUUUAAAUCAUACAACAUCAAAAAAAUCUUCGUCAUUGAUAAAAUUUUCGUUUCCGAACUGUGAGCAAAAAGCAACAUAUCUCUGACUUCUUUUAAAGAACGCAUACCGUAUAAAGCAGUCACUAGUCGGGAAUCAAGGUUUUAGAAUCAACAGUUGCACAGAUAAAAAGGUUAAUAGACUUAAAUGUCUAAUCCCUUUCGCCCGCGUCGCCGAGAAAAUUGUUUUGCAUUUCGCGCCAAAAUCAGGAGUGCCGUCCUAGAAUUCAUCGAUGCGUAACGUAACUCGACAGUGGACAGACUGAGGUCAUCGUUCCAAGCCCUUUCGGUCGGGAAUACCGUCGUGAAAACCUCCCGUCGUCGUUGCGUGCAGUCCCUAAUGUUUACCGACGACCGCCGUUACAGCGAGGUUUAUUGAAUUUCCAGCCUCAAAAUUACCAGGGCUCCGCCUCGGGAAACAUUGAGAUUCUCGACGAACAAAAUUAAUUGUUUUUCUUAGGAUCAGUCAUUAAGUGUUAAUUGUUAGAUCUAUUGACUACAGUCGGGCCUCCCUUAAGCGACCACUCAAAAUGCGAAGUUUUAAUGGUCAAUUACGGGACGGUGUUGCUUACGGAUCUUCUUUUUGGAGGGAAUUUAUUGCAUGCAAUUUCCAAGGUACGAUAUAAGUCGUUUCAUGAUUUGACAGAAAGUUUUUCGUAUGUACGUAUACAGGGCUGAAAGAGAUCACACCAUACGCAAAGUGGUCGCUUAUUAUAUGUGUACAGUCAACUUUUGCCUUGCGGACACCUCGCUAUAACGGACACCCCGAUAAUACGGACAGUAGCCAAAUCCCUGGCAAAAACAAAUUACAGACGUUUGACUGAAACAAAUUACUCCCGCUAUUAUGGACUCUCGUUAGUGAGGACACUAACUCGAGGUCCCUUACAGUGUCCGCAAUAACCGGAGUUAACUGAAGUCCUCUUCUUUUGGAAUUUUGUAGUCCUUUUUUGGGUAUUGGUAAUGUCGAGGCUAAUAAAAUGGAGAACACUAACUAUUAUUUAUGGCUAUUAAUUAUUAAGAUCCAUUUUAAACUAUUCGAAGUCUGUUUCAUAUGAUACCCUCUUAAAUAUAGCUGCAUGACUGAUAUCCAAACUUUAGAUCAGCAUCAACAGUUUCAAUCGUUAAUUAUGCUGUACAAGUGUUUGUACCGACCAGUGCGUACUGUAUGUUAGUGGAUUUUUUUACAUUUAAGAGUGUCUCAUGCAAUUUACGUGAGCUUGGCACAACGCUUGAGCUACCAUCUUUUAAUUUAGAAUGUAUGCAUAAAUCUUUUACGUGAAAUAGUUCAUCGCCAGUAAUUAGAGAAUCGAAAGACAUUAGAAUUUUUAAGCGAUCUCUUGAAGCCUUCAUGUUUAAAAGCUUUCAAAUUUUAUAAGGAUUUUAAAUUUUAUCUGUAAAUAAUGUCUGUAAUACUAAUUGUAAAUAUCAUUUCUAACGUAUUAGUAUUUUAGAUUGCUCGUUAUUACUUGACUAGUUUUUAUUGAUUUCUUUUACAUUUAUUUCAUUAUACAUGUACACGUUUUAAUCGAACACAUGUGAACUAGUCCUAGGUGUCCCGUGGUUGAAUAAAGUUGAUUUAUUGAUUAAUUAUAAAAACGUUAUCCCGAAAAGAGUCGUGGUUCUAAUUACCGUAGAAAGGCCUGCUUGAGAACACUUAACCCUAGUAAGACCAGCCUUUUUUGCUUCCGGAGCUCCGAACCGCCCCCACCCUCUCUAUAACUGCAAAACCGCUCAUGAUACUGCCACCAAAAUUACACGAAAUAAUAUAAUCAUCAUUUACAACAUCUAUAGACAUAAUUUGAUUGACACAAUGGCGUAAUUUGACCAAAUUAUGACGUCGUAUUGUUGAAUUUAUUUGCAGAAUCCAAAUUCCAUCAAUUUCCCCCCUCAAAACGAAAAAUACUUAAAAUAGUUAGGCGUCUGACAAGAUCAAGCAGUUGGCCAGUGCAUUAAUAACCUUUUAAUAACAGCACUGAUGUCAUGGUGACAUCAUUUAUUACCAGGAGCCCAUAAGCGGCAGCGAGAAAGUUUUCCUUGAGCUAGUGUCAUGGCGUUUUCAUGGAGCAGAAAUAUUUUUAGACCGGUUUUGGCGCUAAUAUUAAAUAUCUUUUAAAUCCCACAAACCAGUCAGCAAAACCUACAGACCUAAAAAUGAUAUAUAUUCUUGCCUUUUAAUCACGUUUACUUUUUCUUUUUGUUAUCUUAUCCUGGUGGAGAUUCUAUUUUCGCGGGAAAAAAUGCCCUAAAAUGUGUCUAAAAAUAAACUGAUCCGUAAAAUGUCGCGACAUGGGCCAAGUAUGGGAGUUGCUCGCUCCGGGUUAUGGGCUCCUGUUAUUACUAAGAAGGAUCUGGAACCAUCCAUCAUCUUGGAUCCGUGAAUUCUAAAUUGAAGCAAAUAUUUCAGGAAACACGCUCAAAUUCGAGACAGCUUUGUUGUGAAGUUUUCAUCGCAUCGAUUAAAAAUUUUAGUUGAGUUUAAACGGGCACAUUACGCUGGAAUAAGCGAAUUUCAUUUGAGUACAGAAACAUUUGGGUUUUCAGAUAAAUUUUUCAAAAAAUAACUUCUGUGUGUAUUAUUUUGUUCCUCAGUGUUCAUUCAUAAUUUUCGUUCAGAGAACUGUCGAAAAACAACAGCUUCAGCGCUGGCUAUGUGUCGGCGAAUUUCAGUUGCAACUUUGACUUUCAUAGCUGGAUUUCCCCAGACAGAUUUCGAUACAAAGCUAGUUAAUUUCUUUUUAAAAUUAGUGUUACCUGUUAUUCUAAAGGAAUUACAGUCAAGUUUUUCUCAUUUCUACUUUACGUUUAUUUCAAAAAUUGUCACAUAAAUAAGCUUGAUAAUUAUUUCAUUUAUUUAGUUUUAACUCAUUUUUUAGAGUCUUUUUAGUUGCUGUUUAUAGUUGCAGCUAUAGUUUUCCCUCAACAUUAAGAGCGAGUAGACAGAUCCCAUUCAGAAUAACAACGAAAAACGUUUUUCAAUUUACCUGAAGACGGAGAACGGUUGAUUCAGAGAAAGAAAAACUCAAAUGCAAGUUGUUGAAAACCAUAGAACAUGAUUUGUUUACGCGCGGGCAGAUGGAAGCAUACAUGAACUCGUACCGAUGACUCAACCGUAGGCAAAUGGAAAAUAAUGUUUUUCUCUUUUGAUUAUGUUAUAAAAGAAACGGUAAACGUUGCAGCUGUGCAACCAUGGAGUUAUGGAUGCACUUGGGAGGUUUGCUAAGCACGAAAGAAUCGUAAGAGUCGCACGAGGCGAUAGCCGAGUGCGACUCUAGCUUGUAAAGAACACUAUUUUCAAAUCAAAAAUGGAUUACUAUUGUAGCCUUAUCUAUUCAGCUGAAAGUGACAGCAAAACCCUGUUUCGCACAAUUACUCGUCUUCUUCACAGGAAAGCAGAUAGACUUUUCCCUACCAGCUCUUCUACAGUUGAUCUCGCCGAUAAAUUCUUCCACUUUUUUGAGGAGAAAAUCGUCAAUAUCAGAAGUUAUCUUGGUUCACCUGUAAUUCCUGAUUUCUUUGGAACCCUAGAUACUUCAUCACUAACCAAUUAUCCUGAAGAUUUUCCAUUUGUCACUGGACCGGUUAUUUUCCGUCUUUUUUGAAAACUGCUCUUCUAUCUCCACUACUUAAGAAAGCCAACUUAGAUCAUGAAGUUCUUGCAAACUACAGGCCUAUUUCAAACCUCAAGGUAAUCUCAAAAAUUGUUGAAAAGGUCGUCGCAGUACGUCUUCAAAAAUUUUUAGAAGCUAACCAGCUAAACAAGCCACUACAAUUUGCCUAUAAAUCUUUCCACAGUUGUGAAACCGUCCUUGUGCGCGUUCAUAACGACGUUUUGGUUGCUAUUGAUAAACGUCAAUGUGUUAUGCUUCUACUGUUAGACCUGUCUGCCGUCUUCGACAGUCCUCCUUACAAGAUUGCACUCUAAAUACUCUUUCUCUGGCAUAGCUCUUGAAUGGUUUCGCUCCUACCUUACUAAUCGCUCGCAAUUUGCGUUAAUCGAAGGGUGUAGAUCGCAGUCUCGCGAGCUCAAGUGCGGUGUACCUCAAGGUUCUGUCCUUGGACCGAUUCUGUGUGUACUGUAUACAGCACCACUGGCCGACAUUCUACGAUUCCACGAAAUGCAAUUUUACUUUUAAGCCGAUGACACUCAAUUGUUUAUUUCUUUCUUUACUAACAACGACAUGAAAUUAACCAACAGUGAUAAGUGGAUGUCCAUCAACAGACUAAAACUAAAUAGAGACAAGACCGAACUUCUCUACUCCUUUUUAAAGUAUAAUCCACAACAAUCACUACCCCCUAUUCGCUUUGGAACUGACAUAAUCAAGCCCUCUCCACAUGCAAGACACAUUGGCGCUAUCUUCGAUACCACUAUGUCAAUGCUUCCCCACGCAAACAAUAUUUGUAAAUCUGCCUUUUAUCAUCUUCCCACCAUUUCGCGCAUAAGGAAAUACUUACCAACGCAAAUUACUGAGAUUCUAAUACACACCUUUGUAACUUCGACACUCGAUCACUCCAAUUCUCUACUAUAUAAUGUGCCUAUAAACGUCAUCAAAAAGCUACAGCCGGUGUAGAAGACAGCUGUCAGACUGAUUACACGGUCUAGGAAGUCAUCACAUCACUCCCAUUCUCCUCGAUCUUCACUGGCUACAUGUUUCUGAACGAAUUAAAUUUAAGAUUCUACUACUUACUUUCAAAGCUCUGCAUCAGCAAUCUCCAACCUACGUUCAAGACCUUAUCACCCGCUACUUACCUUCUAGAUCGCUUCGGUCAUCCUCUACGCUCAGCCUGAAUCCUGUCAUCUUUAACCUUAAGACCUAUGGAUCAGCAUUCUGUCUCAGCCCCCGAACUUUGAAACAAACUACCUUUCGACAUACGCUCAUGCGAGAAUCUAAGUCUUUUAAACUUAAAACCUGCCUCUUUAAGAACUUUUACUUUAGUCAUUAGGAAGAUGUAUUUGAUUUUAUAUGUGUUUAAAUUUAUAUUUAUGUAUUUUAAUUAACUUUUAAUUCUAAUUUUUUGACUUUGUUAAGCGCCUAGAUCUAUUACUGGAUAGGCGCUAUAUAACUGUUCUUCUUCUUCUUCUUCAUGGUCAGUUUCCCGCUCCAUUGUAAAGCGUAUAUUGGGGUGUUGAUUCAGACAGCAGUCAAGGGAGGGAAAGCACAGCCCUAUUUAGCAGUCGAGCCCCAGGAAACGCCUAAGUUCUUCUUUAAAAUCCCUUACGUUGGGCACUUCUCAGUGACGGCAGAGAGGAGUAUACGCAAACUUGCUAACCGGUCAUGUAAACCUAUUGAUUUAAGGUUAGUCUUUAGUACUUUCAAAGUGAGGAAUCUUUUUAAUGUGAAAGAUGCUGUCCCUGAGGGGCUACGCACGCGUGUGGUCUAGAAAUUUUCGUGUGCAAGUUGUAAUGCUUGUUAUGUUGGUGAAACCAGCCGACACUUCUCCACACGAGUGCGCGAGCACUUACUUUGAGACAGGUCUUCGAACGUUUUUAAACAUCUGCAGGGUUCAGAGUUUUGUAGAGCAUCCUGCACACCGGAUUGCUUCGAGAUCCUGGACUCUGCAGCCACUAAGUACCAAGUGAAGCUUAAGGAAUCCAUGUUUAUAAAAUGGGAGAAGCCCGAUCUCAACCAGCAGGUGAAACACAUUAACCUGACUCUCUCCCUGUAAAGAACUAAGCGUCACUCAUUUAAUUUUGUUUUAGUACGCAAUAUUGACAACGCAAUGUAACGAACUUUGUAAGAUCGCGCGCGCUUUAAAUUCAACGGCGAUUUCAAAAUAUGUAACACUGAAGAUGACGGAUGUACCGUCGAAACAUGUCUGGAAAAUUAAGGAAAGUUGUUAUGUUUAUACGAAUAUUAAAUUACAAAUUAAAAGCGUUCUUAAAAAGAUAAGUCUUCAACUGUACUUUAAAAGAGUCAAUGUUCAUACAGUUUCUAAGGCUAGAUGGCAGAAAUAAUAAUAGUAAUAAGAAUAUAAAAUUACAAAUUAAAAGCUUUCUUAAAAAGAUAAGUCUUCAACUGUACUUUAAAAGAGUCAAUGUUCCUACAGUUUACAAGGCUAGAUGGCAAAGCAUUCCAUACUGUUGGUCCAGCGUGGAAAAAGGCUCAAUCGCCAAAAGUCUUCCGUGUCACCUUAGGGAUUACAAGCAAUGUUUCAGAAUCAGACCGCAUGCUGUAUCCAGUUCUUUGGCUUUGCAACAAGUAGUUCAGAUAAAUAUUGUGGCGCCAGGCCGUUCAACGUUUUAAAAACUAAAAACGCAAUCUUAAAUUCUACUCUAAAUUUCACUGGUAACCAAUGAAGUUCCCUAAGUACCGGAGUAAUAUGGACAAACUUAGGAAUUAAGCAUGUAACCCGAGCCGCCGUAUUAAGAACUUUUUGAAGUCGGUCAUAUUGAUAUUGCGGAAGCUUAUACAAAAGAGCGUUGCAAUAAUCUAAAUGUGACGUAACAAACACAUGAAUUAAACACUUUGUUGAUUCUGCAGACAGAUAUUUCCUAAUUUGCCCAAUAUUGUAAAGCCUCCUAAAUGCCUUACUACACACCUUUCCUAUAUGAAUAUUCAUAGACAUAUAGUUAUCAAACCAUGUGCCAAGAUUUCUAACAUGCUUAAGGGGUUGAAUGGUACAAUCACCAACUUUAAUUGAAGCCAUGGUAACCUUAGAUAACUGCUGCGACGAACCGAUGAUUAGAAAUUCUGUCUUUGAAUCAUUAAACAUCAACCUGUGUGAGACUAACCAAGUCCUAACAUCAGCUAUGCAGUUUUCAAUAGCCUUAAUCGCUUGAUCUUGAGCAGCAAACGAAUCUGGACGAAACGACACGUACAACUGAGUAUCAUCAGCGUACCCAUGAACUGAUGGAAGGUGCUUCUUAACAACCUCAAACAGCCUUGAUGCAUACAAUAGAAAAAGAUUUCCUUGGAUAUCUCGUAUACGAAUUAUUGCUUCGACCCAAAUCUUGGCGAGGGUCUUAGUAUAUUUACCUUCUUUCAUUUCCCAGAUUCUGGACUUUACCUGUCGAAUGGUUUUGAUUUUUAUUUUGAUCUACUUUGAAUGGCGUGACACUGAAAACCAGCAAUAUUCUUUGUUCAGUUUUUCGUGAUAUUUCUUAUUAGUACGUCGUUUGAGAUCCUGAUCCUCCUCCACUGCCUGAUCAUGAGGGGCAAACUUUAUCGAGUCAAGCCUUAUAAUGAGGAAGCAGACCACUGAAUAUAACCUCAAAAAAGAAAGAGGCAAGUUUUCGCAUUCCGAUUUUUGAUAGUGUGAGCAGUUUAUAUAAGGGACAUUAGAGACCUUAACGGCUUUUUCAGUGACGGACGGCAAUUGGAAGUGAAGUUUCUGCAUGCAUGCUUAGGUAGUUGUUUUGUCCAAAUUUUUUGGCAAAUCGUCUUUACUAAGGUAAAGUAAGGUACCAAUACAAAUUCAAACGAUUGAGGUACGUCGCUCAAAAACGCCUUCCUAAUUGUCAGGGUAACUAAUCACAUUCACAUUCUAAAUAAAGUUUCGAAAGACUACAGGUCUUACUACUCUUUGGAGUUUAUCUAGCUUAGUGUAACCAUAUAUGCAUCUCAAAUUGGAAGACAUUUGAGCUGCUAAAGACAAAUUAAAGUCUCACCACCUCUCACAAUUCUGAUUGGCUAAAAUUACCCGGCUAUGUCUUCAUAACCUGCUAGCAUUGACCGACUUUGGAAGAUGUUUGUCGAUAUCCAUAAAAAGUGUCGUCUUCUUUUCGGAUGAUUGACAGAAAAAAAGGACAGACAGCGCUAAGCUGUUUUGGCAGUCGCAGAGUUGGAGAAAGCGGCAGAAAAUUUCAAUCGUUAAAAGCGAACUAAGACAAAAUAGCUGAGAUACAAGAAUAUCUGCAAAGAUACCAUUCGACGGAUGACAACUACUUUUUGAAGAUUAUCUAGCAGAAGAAACAUCCCUUUACAUAUCCUGAAAUUGACGAGGAAACGGCAUAUCAGUGUUCUGAAGGCGGAACUUUACAUAAAUCGACGUAAACACAGUUUGAAUUUCGAAAUAUUUUGAAUAAAAAGGAAAACAACUACUGGUUCCGCAUUCAAAUGAUAUGAAGAAUUAUGCAGAUCUCGGAGGAGCCGAGGUGGAUAAUUCGCGGAUACCACCCGUCUUGAUCUGUAUAAUUUAUUCAAAUCAAUUAUUUAUCUACAUCCAUGCAAUGAAAACGAAUCAACGAAUCACAUCGAGGAUUAAUUCCCGCCGAGAGACAUUUGAACAAUUAAAGAAGCACAUUUUAAAACUGAGCGACAACCGACAAAUGGAAUGAAAGUAAUUAAAAUAUAUAUAAUGUAUUCUUCUCAUUGUCAAAUCGCGCUCAGGAACAGAAUGAUAAGUUAAGAAAGGUUCCUAAUCAAUAUUUUCUGUUGACAGUCCAUAUUGGGGCUUACGGGAAUAUAGAAAUCAGCUAUAGAAGUUAAGGGAUGAAAGAUACAUUUUUUUUAUUCUAAAGUAUCGACGCCAAGUAUUAAUUGAAAUAGAUCGAAAUUGGUCUAUUAUCAAACACAGUUUCUUGUAUGAAUUUUUAUAAGUUUGGCUAAAAAGGCCCUAGCAGUGGACAGUUUUUGUUAUUUAUUUUCGGUAGCAAGCAGGUGAACAAAGUGAAACACGUACACAGGGGAAAAGAAGCUCUUAAGGUAGGGACAAGUAAAAGGUUAAAUACCAGAAAAAAAGAGAAAUAGAUUAUGAAAUUUAAUCAUUCCUAAGAUAACUUUUAUUCGGAAUUACAAACUAAUUUUUGGAAAACUUUCAAAAAUUUAAGUUCAUGUUUUGCCGCAGACGAGUUUAAAUAUCGUCUGCGACGCGGCUACAGAUGGCAUGGAGAUGUUUUCCGUUAUGUGUGUUUUAUCUCCAUCUCUUGUUAGCCUUUACUUGGACGAUAUGAAGUUUACUAAAGCCUGCAAAUGAUCUCCUGGCCCUUCCCCGAGAGUUAGCAAACCCGCAAAAUAUUCGGAAAAUUUGUUUAAAUACAUUCUAGUUUUAUUUCGCCUUUGGUUUCUUUGCCUGUUUUUUUUUUUCUAACUGUUUUGGUCGCGGGAUCAUUCCGCCAUCUUAGCAAUAACCAGUCACACCACAAACCCAUAGGUAACCCACGUUCAAUAUUGGUAACACGGUAGGUAUAUAUUGUAAAAUUACCUAUCAAAAAUUUUUAGGAAAUAAUUAAUGGCGAAAAUUCAGUGAAACUAAACUCUGCAGUAAUUUGUUGCUGUCCUUAAAGUUAACAUGGAGUUUCGGGAUAUAUUGUCAAAUCCUCCACUCAUUCAAUAAAAUACUAAAUCGACGGGUUUUUUCACGGUAAAAAGCAGCAUAGAAAUCGCUACCUAUAAGGAAGUGCAUAUCAGUAGUGACAAUCAAUGUUCUUUCCUCAUUACGAGAAAAAUAAUAUCAUGAUUUUUUUUUUUUUUAACAGACAGCUUACUCUCAGCGCCUCCUGCUACAGAGAAAUGGCUCAAGCAAAAAUUUUGCAGAAAAUAAAAGCCUGGAGAAAUUUAACAGCGAACUUCGGUGCACGGCCGUGUUUUCUGGAGAAGUAAAACAUGAGCUAAUCUUUCUCUUGGUGGUUAAUAUUUCUGUGUCCAUUACAGCAUUUCUGGGGAACUCUCUGAUCCUAGUGGCUCUGCAGAAAGAAUCUUCACUUCAUCCGCCGUCCAAACUCCUGUAUCGUAACCUAGCGAUAACUGAUCUCUGUGUCGGUAUGAUUGCAGAGCCUGUUUAUGUUGCCUAUUUUAUGUCCGUGCUAAGAGAUAAAUGGGAUAUUUGCUUUUACGCGAAUUUGUUACGUUUUUUCACGGGCUAUGUUUUUAGUGCCGUGUCAUUAUUUACAUUGGCUGUAAUAAGCGUGGACAGACUUCUCGCCCUGUUACUGGGGCUGAGAUACAGACAAGUUGUAACUUUGAAAAGAACACUCAUGACCCUAGUUGUUGGAUGGAUUUUGUCCAUUGUGGGUAUAUUGGCCUACCUUUGGGAUCCUAUUGUGACGUCAUGGUGCGUCAGGGUAGCCUUACCUGUCUGUCUCGUCACCUCAUUUGUCUGUUACGUGAAGAUUUUCGUCAUUCUGCGUCAUAACCAAAUCCAAGUGCUGGACCACUUUCCUCAAAGACAGCAGAACCAACCAGUUCCGGUUAACAUGGCGCGAUACAGAAAGGCAGUGUCUGCUGCAUUGUGGGUGCAGAUGACAUUGGUUGUUUCUUACCUGCCGUUCCUCAUAACCGAAGCUUUGACACCUCAGCGAGGGAUGCCACUAUCGCUUUACCUUGGAAGGGAAUUUACCGGUACGUUAGUUCUUUUAAACUCCUCUUUAAACCCGUUCCUGUACUGUUGGAAGAUCAGAGAAGUAAGGCAAGCAGUGAAGGAUACCAUCAGAGAACUUUUAUGUUCAUCGCCAAAUUAG